Tympanuchus pallidicinctus (lesser prairie-chicken) is the source of this 2127-nucleotide messenger RNA. Its product is annotated as F-box only protein 6-like. The transcript has 5 exons. NCBI's taxonomy places the organism in Eukaryota, Metazoa, Chordata, Aves, Galliformes, Phasianidae. Gene Ontology annotation, biological process: glycoprotein catabolic process; SCF-dependent proteasomal ubiquitin-dependent protein catabolic process. Gene Ontology annotation, molecular function: ubiquitin protein ligase activity; protein binding. Bases 192 to 974 code for a protein of 260 amino acids. Gene Ontology annotation, cellular component: SCF ubiquitin ligase complex; cytoplasm. The record is from RefSeq and is a predicted model, not a curated record.
GCGGCCUCACAUCCGCGUCCGGAGCGCAGGUGGGGCUGUGGCUGCGAUAGCGAGGACCGCUCGCCCCUCCUCCCCCCCUGCCCAGCGCACAGCUCCGCUUUUGGUUUCGUUCUGAGCCCUGCAACCCCUGCUGAUCUCCCUGUAUCGCAGCUGCCUGGAAACCCUCCGUCUGCCGUCGGUUCUGCACAGCCAUGGCCACCAUCAGUGACCUCCCCGAGGAUGUGCUGGUGGAGCUGCUGUCCCUGCUGCCCGCCCGGGAUCUGCUCCGUGCGUGCAGGCUGGUGUGCUCCCAAUGGCGAGACGUGGUGGACCUCGCCACCCUCUGGAAGCGCAAGUGCCAACGCGAGGGGUUCUACGUGCAGAGCUUGGACAGGAGCAUCACUGACUGGAAGGUGUUCUACCUGCUGUGCAAGCUGAAGAGGAACUUGAUCAAAAACCCCCGAGCCGAAGAGAACUUUACGCACUGGAAACUUGAUCAGAAUGGAGGAGAUAAGUGGAAGAUUGAGGAUCUGCCUGGACCUCUGGGGAAAGAGCUGCCAGACUCAGAAGUCCACAAAUACUUCGUCACUUCGUUUGGGCCAUGCUUCAAGUCUCAACUGAUUACCCUGCAGGAAGAAGGGUACUGGAAUGAGCUGAUGGAUGAGAAACGGCCUGAAAUUGUAGUCAAGGACUGGUAUGCUGCCAGAUUUGACUGUGGUUGUCGCUAUGAGCUCAGAGUGAGGCUGCUUUCUGAAAACUACAUUGUGCUUGAGGAGUUCUGUCCUGAGCCAGUGGUCAUAGAGCAGUGGAGUGACGCAAUGUGGAGAGAGAUUUCCCACACUUUCAGCAAUUACCCAGCUGGAGUUCGUUACAUCUGGUUUCAGCAUGGAGGCCAAGAUACCCAAUUCUGGGCCGGAUGGUACGGGAUCAGGGUGACAAACAGCAGCAUCACCAUUGGGCCACAGACAUUGAAGGCAAAUGAAGACACAAUAUAAGUGUUUUCUUUUACCUCAGGACUGUUACCUGGUGGUCUUAGGUGCACUUAUUUGCCUGUACUCUCUGGGUGAAUAUCCUGGCUUUGUCUUGCACAGCUGAUGUGGAAUACGAGCAGCUAGCUCUCCUUGUUUGCAAGCAGAACUUCUGCAGGCCCAGCCCUCUGGAAAGACUUCUGUCUUCAUCUGUCCUCCCUCACUGUGGCAGUGACAAUUCCUGGUGCCCUUCCAUAGGAGGAAGAUGAGGGCAAUUAAAUAUGACACCUAAAGUGAACAGCAUUUGGCUGUAGCACAAGUACAUAGCAGUCUUAACUGGAAACUCUUUCUUGUUUAUACAACUUAAUGAAAACAAGGCUAAAAUCUUUCAGUUCGGAUUAUCAACCCUUGUCUCGAGGACUGUGCUACAGACAGACUGUAAUACUAUGGUAUUUUCCUGUUUCAGUUUAAUUACGUGCAUAAAGAUGUAUCUUUCACAGCAUUAUGCCACCUUCAGUCUUCUUUAUCCUCAUAUGCUGUGUCACUGAUAUUUAAUUCCUUAGUAAGUAUACAUGAUCAACGUGGUAGAUGCCUUCCUUGUCCAAAUACAGCCCGUUACUGUUGGAAUGAACAAAGAGGAGGAAGGAAUCCCUUAAGGUGGAUACCUGACAACCUAAGUGCCUUUGGACUGCACUGCCUUUUUCCAUAUUACCAUUGUACUACCAAAGAACUUGGUUUGUACUGAACAGUAACCUUAUAUAAAAUGUUAAAGCCACAGACAACUUGGAGAUGUGGUGUUCUUGCACUUUUUGCAUGGAGAAAGCAGGCAGGUGCUGUGCUGGCUGUGUUACCAAAUUUUCUGUCCAACAAGCUCAGCUCACAUUCUGUGUACCAUUUCUUCUACCCCUGUAUGCACAGGGCUGAUAUUAAGGCCUUCUUCCAUCUCCUUUGACAGAGGCAGGUAACAGUGUUUUCCCUUGUCUGCUAUCUGCUAAGAGUGAGACAGCUGACAAGUGUCCUUGCAGCACAGACACAUUCCACUGUGCUUCUAACAGCUUUUGUGUGAAGGUUUCCCUGUGGCAAGGGGAGACCAAGGUGGUACAGCCCUUCAUAGGAACUGACACAUCCCAGCCUUGUCCUAGAGAAGACAUGAAAAGGUGAUGGAAACUCUACAAAUAAA